Messenger RNA from Lutra lutra (Eurasian river otter), 10333 nucleotides. It is a transcript of the gene DCC, whose product is annotated as DCC netrin 1 receptor. NCBI's taxonomy places the organism in Eukaryota, Metazoa, Chordata, Mammalia, Carnivora, Mustelidae. The record is from RefSeq and is a predicted model, not a curated record. Gene Ontology annotation, cellular component: membrane. The transcript is spliced from 29 exons. Gene Ontology annotation, biological process: cell-cell adhesion. Gene Ontology annotation, molecular function: protein binding. The coding region runs from base 675 to 5012 and encodes 1445 amino acids.
AGUUCGUUUCCCUCCGGUCUCCGCAUUUUCCCUUCCAGCCCUCCACUUCUCUGGAUCAAUGGAUAGUACAGCUCCAACUCCCAGCUCGCACACCGCUGGCGGACACCCCAGUAACAAGUGAGAGCGCUCCACCCCGCAGACCCCUGCCUCUCCUUCCUCGGUCCCUUUGGCUCUUGGAGGAAAAACGAACAGCAUCCCCAGCUCUCAUGCGGAUUUUGCUUUUUCAACUUUACCCAGCCGCGGACGGGGAACCAGCCUCAACCUUUUAAUGCACAGCCCCACCACAGGAUUGCUUUCUGUCUCCUCUUGGUCCCUUCUGGAUAUCCUCUUUAUUGAUGACUCCGGAGCCCCGCGGAGAGCUGUCUUCCCUCUUCUCACUCCCUCUGUCUCCUUGAGUUAGUUUUCUAAGGUUUUCCCGGGAGCUCGGCAUCUCUUGGACCGAAUGGAACUUUUUGCUGCCUCCUUUGGCUGCUGAUUCUGUCCGUGGACGAGGAAAGAGGCACAAGAAGUGCAGGGGAGGUGGAGAAAGAGGUGGAGGAAGAGGACGAGGAGGAGGAGGAGGAAGCCAAAGGGGCUCGGCGCGUGUGUGUGCAUGUGUGCAUGUGUGUGUGAGUGCAUGUGUGUGAGUGCCGCCGCUGCCCAGGACCUCUGGCCCCGAAGGUGUUGGCUGAAAUAUGGAGAAUAGUCUUGGAUGUGUUUGGGUACCCAAGCUGGCUUUUGUACUCUUCGGAGCUACCCUGCUUAGCGCACAUCUUCAAGUCACCGGUUUCCAGAUUAAGCCUUUCACAUCACUACGCUUCCUGUCCGAGCCUUCCGAUGCUGUCACCAUGCGGGGAGGAAAUGUCCUCCUGAACUGCUCUGCGGAGUCUGACCGGGGAGUCCCGAUGAUCAAGUGGAAGAAAGAUGGCGUCCACCUGGCCUUGGGAAUGGAUGAAAGGAAGCAGCAACUUCCAAAUGGCUCUCUGUUGAUACAAAACAUACUUCACUCCAGGCACCACAAGCCCGAUGAGGGACUUUACCAAUGUGAGGCAUCUUUAGGAGAUUCUGGGUCGAUCAUUAGUCGGACAGCGAAAGUUGCUGUAGCAGGACCACUGAGGUUCCUAUCCCAGACAGAAUCUGUCACAGCUUUCAUGGGAGACACAGUGCUACUCAAGUGUGAAGUCAUCGGGGAACCUAUGCCAACAAUACACUGGCAAAAAAACCAACAAGACCUGAUUCCUAUCCCAGGAGACUCCCGAGUGGUAGUCUUGCCCUCUGGAGCCUUGCAGAUCAGCCGACUUCAACCGGGGGACAUUGGAAUCUAUCGAUGCUUAGCUCGGAAUCCAGCCAGCUCAAGAACAGGAAAUGAAGCCGAAGUCAGAAUUCUGUCAGACCCAGGACUGCAUAGGCAACUAUAUUUUCUGCAAAGACCAUCCAAUGUGAUAGCCAUUGAAGGAAAAGAUGCCAUCCUGGAGUGUUGUGUUUCUGGCUAUCCUCCCCCAAGUUUUACCUGGUUACGAGGAGAGGAAGUCAUCCAACUCAGGUCCAAAAAGUAUUCCCUAUUGGGUGGAAGCAACCUGCUUAUCUCCAAUGUGACAGAUGAUGAUAGUGGAACUUACACCUGUGUUGUUACAUAUAAAAAUGAGAAUAUUAGUGCCUCUGCAGAGCUCACAGUCUUGGUUCCACCAUGGUUUUUAAAUCACCCUUCCAACUUGUAUGCCUAUGAAAGCAUGGAUAUUGAGUUUGAAUGUUCAGUCUCUGGAAAGCCUGUGCCCACUGUGAAUUGGAUGAAGAAUGGAGAUGUGGUCCUUCCUAGUGAUUAUUUUCAGAUAGUGGGAGGAAGCAACUUACGAAUCCUUGGAGUGGUGAAGUCAGACGAAGGCUUUUAUCAAUGUGUAGCUGAAAAUGAGGCAGGAAAUGUCCAGACCAGUGCACAGCUCAUUGUCCCUAAGCCUGCUAUCCCAAGCUCCAGUGUCCUUCCUUCUGCUCCCAGAGAUGUGGUCCCCAUGUUGGUUUCCAGUCGGUUUGUCCGUCUCAGCUGGCGUCCACCUGCAGAAGCAAAAGGGAACAUUCAAACCUUCACGGUCUUUUUCUCCAGAGAAGGUGACAACAGGGAACGAGCAUUGAAUACAUCCCAACCUGGGUCCCUUCAGCUUACCGUGGGAAACCUGAAGCCAGAAGCCAUGUACACCUUCCGAGUUGUGGCCUACAAUGAGUGGGGACCAGGAGAGAGUUCUCAACCCAUCAAAGUGGCUACACAGCCUGAGUUGCAAGUUCCAGGACCAGUAGAAAACCUGCAAGCUGUAUCUACCUCACCUACCUCAAUUCUUAUUACCUGGGAACCCCCUGCCUAUGCAAACGGUCCAGUCCAAGGUUACAGAUUGUUCUGCACUGAGGUGUCCACGGGAAAGGAACAGAAUAUAGAGGUUGAUGGACUAUCUUAUAAGCUGGAAGGCCUGAAAAAAUUCACGGAAUAUACCCUUCGAUUCCUAGCUUAUAAUCGCUAUGGGCCAGGAGUAUCUACUGAUGAUAUAACAGUGGUUACACUUUCUGAUGUGCCAAGUGCCCCGCCUCAGAACGUCUCCCUGGAAGUAGUUAAUUCAAGGAGUAUCAAAGUAAGCUGGCUGCCUCCUCCAUCAGGCACACAAAAUGGAUUUAUUACUGGCUAUAAAAUUCGACACAGAAAGACGACCCGCAGGGGUGAGAUGGAAACAUUGGAGCCCAACAACCUCUGGUACCUUUUCACAGGUCUGGAGAAAGGAAGUCAGUACAGCUUCCAAGUGUCAGCCAUGACAGUUAAUGGCACUGGACCACCUUCCAACUGGUACACAGCAGAGACUCCUGAGAAUGAUCUAGAUGAGUCUCAAGUCCCUGACCAACCAAGCUCUCUUCAUGUGAGGCCCCAGACCAACUGCAUCAUCAUGAGUUGGACUCCUCCCUUGAACCCAAACAUCGUGGUGCGAGGUUACAUCAUUGGCUAUGGUGUUGGGAGCCCUUAUGCUGAGACAGUGCGUGUGGAUAGUAAACAACGAUAUUAUUCCAUCGAGAGAUUAGAGUCAAGCUCCCAUUACGUAAUCUCCCUAAAAGCUUUUAACAAUGCAGGAGAAGGAGUUCCACUUUAUGAAAGUGCUACCACCAGAUCUAUAACAGAUCCCACUGACCCAGUUGAUUAUUAUCCUUUGCUUGAUGAUUUCCCUACCUCGGUCCCAGAUGUCUCCACCCCCAUGCUCCCACCAGUAGGUGUACAGGCUGUGGCUCUUACCUACGAUGCCGUGAGGGUCAGCUGGGCAGACAACUCUGUCCCUAAGAACCAAAAAACAUCUGAAGUGCGACUUUACACUGUCCGGUGGAGGACCAGCUUUUCUGCGAAUGCGAAAUACAAGUCAGAAGACACAACAUCUCUGAGUUACACAGCAACGGGCCUCAAACCCAACACGAUGUAUGAGUUCUCGGUCAUGGUAACAAAAAACAGAAGGUCAAGCACAUGGAGCAUGACUGCGCAUGCCACUACGUAUGAAGCAGCCCCGACCUCUGCUCCCAAGGAUUUGACAGUCAUUACUCGAGAAGGGAAGCCUCGCACUGUCAUCGUGAGUUGGCAGCCUCCCUUGGAAGCCAAUGGGAAAAUUACUGCUUACAUCUUGUUUUACACCUUGGACAAGAACAUACCAAUUGACGACUGGGUGAUGGAAACAAUCAGUGGUGAUCGGCUUACUCACCAAAUCAUGGAUCUCAACCUUGACACAAUGUACUACUUUCGGAUUCAAGCACGAAAUGCAAAAGGAGUGGGGCCUCUCUCUGAUCCUAUCCUCUUCCGGACUCUGAAAGUAGAACACCCUGACAAAAUGGCUAAUGACCAAGGUCGUCAUGGAGAUGGAGGUUAUUGGCCAGUUGAUACUAAUUUGAUUGAUAGAAGCACUCUCAAUGAGCCACCCAUUGGCCAGAUGCACCCCCCACAUGGCAGUGUCACUCCUCAGAAGAACAGCAACCUGCUUGUGAUCAUUGUGAUCACCGUUGGCGUCAUCACAGUGCUGGUGGUAGUGAUCGUGGCUGUGAUUUGCACCCGGCGCUCUUCAGCCCAGCAGAGAAAGAAGCGGGCCACCCACAGUGUUGGAAAGAGGAAAGGCAGCCAGAAGGACCUCAGGCCCCCUGAUCUUUGGAUACAUCAUGAAGAAAUGGAGAUGAAAAAUAUCGAGAAGCCAUCGGGUACUGAUCCUGCAGGAAGGGACUCCCCCAUCCAAAGCUGUCAAGACCUCACACCAGUCAGCCACAGCCAGUCAGAAACCCAGCUGGGCAGCAAAAGCACCUCUCAUUCAGGUCAAGACACUGAAGAAGCAGGGAGCUCCAUGUCCACUCUGGAAAGGUCGCUGGCUGCACGACGAGCCACUCGGGCCAAGCUUAUGAUUCCUAUGGAUGCCCAGUCCAACAAUCCUGCUGUCGUGAGUGCCAUCCCUGUGCCUACCCUGGAAAGUGCCCAGUACCCAGGAAUCCUCCCAUCUCCCACGUGUGGAUACCCGCACCCGCAGUUUACCCUCCGGCCCGUGCCAUUCCCCACACUGUCUGUGGACCGAGGUUUCGGAACAGGAAAAACGGUGAGUGAAGGACCAGCCAGCCAACAGCCACCCAUGUUGCCCCCAGCACAGCCUGAGCAUCCCAGCACCGAGGAGGCACCAAGCAGAACCAUCCCCACAGCCUGUGUUCGACCAACCCACCCACUCCGCAGCUUUGCUAAUCCUUUGCUACCUCCACCAAUGAGUGCAAUAGAACCGAAAGUCCCUUACACGCCACUCUUGUCUCAGCCAGGGCCUACUCUUCCCAAGACUCAUGUUAAGACAGCCUCUCUUGGGUUGGCUGGAAAGGCAAGAUCUCCUUUGCUUCCUGUAUCUGUGCCCACAGCCCCUGAAGUAUCUGAGGAGAGCCACAAAGCAACAGAGGACCCAGCCAAUGUAUAUGAACAGGAUGAUUUGAGUGAACAAAUGGCAAGCUUGGAAGGGCUAAUGAAGCAACUUAAUGCCAUCACAGGCUCGGCCUUUUAACACAUCUUACCCUGUUGAUGAGGUGUAUUUUCCGGGAACUUUGCAGCAUACCAAUUACCCAUAAACAGCACACCUGUGUCCAAGAACUCUUAACCAGUGUACAGGUCAACCAUCAGGACCACUCAGUUAUGGAAGAUCCUGAAGCAGUUCAGAAGGACUAAGCAUCCCUUCCUUCAUAGGCAUCAGGAAUUUCACAAUGAUUACCAUGGGGUCCCUACACAAAAACAAAGAUACAUCCUCACUGCAAUGUCAAAGCUGAAGCUGCUAGCCUAGGCCUGGGUCUUUGCCACUGCAGUGACCACGCUGUCAUAACUAAGGUUUGGGUUUUCCUUCACGGAGGCCUGUCAUUUCCUUUCUGUGUAGGUCUAGUCUUACAAAAUGCAAGUGCAUUACUGAAGCCUGUACCAUACCAUCACAAAUCAGUGCAAGCUCAUUAUUUUGUUUUCAACUUCAAAGUACAAAGCACCCACGGAAAUUCUCUCGCUAUAUAGCACCAAAGGAUUGGAUGUUUUCUUGACAGCACAAAAAGUAAAUAAGUAAACAAAAGGCAGUGAAUGCUUAUGUUUUGUAACUCAGACAUUCGUCUUGCACAAGUGGUGGAUAUUAGCCAGUGGCUGUAAAAUUCACCCAUUUUAGCAAGUAUUUGUAAAUCCACCCUUGGUUAAUAUUUAUGUCUGGAGAAUAGGAACAUAAAAAUCUGCAACUAGGGGCAUCCUGCCAGCAGCAGUCUGUUUCCUGAAAGAGGAUACAAUAUGCAAUCUUCUCAGACACACGGUAAUUACAUGCUUAAGCUUGUAAUAGACACUUUUCAAUUUGGGUGGCUUUGUGCCAUAUCACACUGUGAUGAUAUUUCAAAGCUUCACCGUGGCCAUCUUCCUCAGAAGUCUGGCCGGAAGAGCUCCCCUCCCCCACUUCAUCCUGUCCCUCCCUGAGUUCUCCUUGGCAGCCAACCUUGGGCAAGGUGGCCAGCUUCACAUACUGCUUGGCCUCCUGACCAUCGUCCCUGUCACCCUCUGUGGAAUCGGCAGACUCCCUGAGAACAGGCCCUGAGGAAGGGAAGGAAAAUAGAAGGCAGUUUCAAACAAUACCUACUCUUGUGUGAUAUCACUUCCGCCAACAGGCUCCUCACUGACUCAGAGGAGGCAGCAUUGGUCAUUGGCGGCCACCAGGCCCUGUUGUCAGGGGAACCUUCUACACUAUGCCUGCCCAGAGUCAGAGAGGAGCAGAGGGGAAGGUGCCGCUUGACCCUUCUGAGUCAUUAUAAAUCCAGUGGCUGCUUUUCAGAGCUGCAUCUUCAUUGUGAACUAGAAUUUUAAACUUCUAACUCCAUGUUUAUCUACGGCUUGGAACUAGGUGAAAUUAAGAACAUUUUGUGUGCACCCUUUUAGUUUCUGAAUUUCCAGCUGCAUUUGGAGUUAAUCCCUGUUUAUGCAGCUGAAUUGCCAAAAGGGAGCUAGUUUGCAUAUUUAUCCGUUAGGCGACUUGAAAACCCAAUAAGAGAGUUUCAGCUGAAUUAUUCCUUUCAGCUCUGUCUUUGAUUUCAAGCUUGAGUAGGUCAUAAUUUUAAAAGAGCAUGGAAGGGAUAGGAUCUUUACAACCUAAUAGCUCCUUUUAUUAGGUGGGUAAUUAUAUAUGAAUCCCUGAAUAAAAUAUUUUGAGCAAAAUGGCACUGUAACAGAAGUAAUAAUUCAGAUUAUUUUUUUACAGUUUUAUGUCGGGAAGGAAAUCUGAUGUCAAAGAGAGGGCUUGUUCAAAUGGUUCAUUAGAAAGUCCGGUCCAUUUGUGAAAUUGUUCCUUCAACAAGAGUGCUUAUUCAAUUUGCUAAGAUUUUCUUGAAGUUCUUCUGAAGAGCUAUGUGACGUUAUUCUAUGGGGCAGAUGACUCUUCUUCAAAAUCUGGGCACUUGGGUAGACAACCCUCCACUGACCAGGAACAAGGCAUUUCCUAAUAUAAUACUGAAUCUUGCCAAAAUAAUUCAUGACUUCAGAAAAUGUUCACUAGGCUAGCUUUAUCCUCUCGAGGUCCUAGAAUGCCCCCCCAUUUCUAAUACUAAUAAGGAAUAUUCUCUGAUGGUAUUUGUUAUCCAAGGAAUGUUAGCCUGAGUGCUCUGUUUGGAAUGGGCUACAAAUCUCAAAUUUCAGAUUGAGUCACAUCUUCAAUCUAUAGACUGUAUCUGGACAAUCAAGAGAACUAUCAUUCCUCACAAAAUCCUCUCUCACUCUAGUCAAAGUCACAGACCUUAACAAAUAAAAGUUUUUAAAACUACAUGAAAAUAUGCAUUACUUGUUUUCAGCAAGAAGUACAUUUCUGGUGCAUGCUCUUGGAGCAUUCUUCAUUAAAGAAAUACAAUGGUUUAUUUUAGUAAUUGGUAAUGCUAAUAACUCUUUGCUUCAUGCCUCAAAGAUAUAGUAGAAUCCAUUUAAAUUCUCUCAAGAGACUCUUGUUUGCUUUACCCAAUGAUUUUAAUAUGCAAUGACUUUGCCACAACUUUUGUAAAGCUCUGCUCCCUACUCAGAGUUCACAUAUGUAUAUUGCCUGCUCAAGUUUUCAGGUAACUUUUUAAUUUCCCAGACUUCUGAUCUGUUGACAAGAAGCAAUCUGUGAAGACUGCAAGAUAGCCUCUAUUUUGUUCCUACUCCGAGCCUAGUUCAUAACAUGCAGGGCUCUUUAAGCUCAUAAAUCUCUCUGACUCCCAUAGGGCAAUACUUGACAGCCAACCAGCAGUUCUGCCACCAGGAUCAUUUCUCCCUGAAAAAGAAGAAAAUAAAACUUGGCAGGGUAUGCUCAGGCCUCCCCAGCACUGGGCUGAACUGUCAGGCAGGAGCCGCCUCUUGAAAAAGUUUGUAUUUUUCUUUUUUAUUUCAUACCGAUGAGAAAGCUAUUUUUCUUUCCUCUAGAAAUUUCUGCAUUUGUUAAACUCACAAAAAUGCAGACAGCUCAAAAUGCAUAAGGCAUAUUUGGAGGACGCUCUAGCCAAAAGUUAAAUAUUUCUUACUGAUUCAGAUUCAGUUUGAAAAAAAAGAGAAUCCUGCAUAAAAAUUCAUACAUACAAAGAGUUACCUCUUUGUAAAAUAGUGCUAUAAGCUUCCAGAAUAUGUAAACAAUGGAACUUCACGUUUGGGUAUUAUAAAAUGCACAUUCAGUUGAACAAUCUGGAAUAAAAAAAAUUAGCAGAAACAGGUCAAGCCAGGGAUAUAAGAGGUAAAUUUAUUGAAGUUUCCCAUGAGGGAUUGGCUAUAACAUUGUUCUCUUCAAAAUAAGGGGAGCUUGAAAUGACACAUAUGUUUGGUCCUCUGCCUCAGUAGGAGCUAUGAAGGGAGAGUGGCCCAGCAUUCAUGUGUCAUACCCAUCAAUAUCUGGAAACUAAAGUUUGGCACUCACAGUCUUUCCAAUAAAGAAUCUCUAAGUAUAGACCUUUCUGGAAAACUUCCAUAGUCUGUGUUUGGAGAUGGUUGCUCAUUCUUACCCACCCUUUUGAUACAUCUAUCUGUUGACUUUAUUUAGAGGAACAUCUAAAGUCUUCUCCAAUUUAAGAGAGGGUUUCAUAUGGCAGCUGGACUAUAACUCCAACAACAACAAAAAUGUCAUCUCUAAAGAAAUCACCUUACCAUUUCAUAUGAAAUUGUAUCCCAGACUCCGACUUCUUGUGGCUUUACGAUUUCCAUCUCUAGUCCAUAAAAGAGAGAGAAAUAGAAAAAAUUCCCUAGUUUUAUGUGUGUUUAGAAAAAACAAAAUCAUCUAAAUUUUCUAAUAGAUGUGAAGCAAGGUUGCUUUCCCUCCCUCAAUCAACUAGUUGACUUCAUACAAUCGCUGAGUGUCCUGGAGGCCAGAGGCUAGCAUUCCUCGCCUGUUCAUAACCAUAAUACGAUACAGAGCCCAUAACCUAGUAGAGCUUCAGAACCAGGCAUACACACACACAUCUGCCAUCUCUUUCUUUAAAACUACUUUCAAAGCAACGUUUUACUUUUCUAUUUUGUCUAUUUUUCUAGUGACUUUCAGAAAUCACUUAAAUAUUGCACAGAAGAGCUUUUCACAGGAUUCCAUGGCUUUGCUUUACACUAGCUACUUAGAAAAUCAUAGAUAUUUUGUGUGAUAUUCCAUCCCAAUGAAAAAUAUGCAUUCCCGUGCCUCAGUGUACUUUGCUAUCCAAAUACCUGCUUUCAAAAGGUAAUGAUGGAAAGAAAUGACCGAGUAUAUUCCUGGUCAGUGAGGUUGCAGAAGAGACCAAUACCAUGCCCAUAUAAGCAAAUAAAUAUUACUUCUGGGCUCUGCAUGGCCGCCCUUGGGUAACGUUCAUUUGGCGACUUCUGGCUGCACUCUCUGAAGGAUUUCUUCUCCUGCUCUCAGUAGAGAGCCUUUGUACAUGUCAUCCUAUAAUUUUUUGUUGGCUGGAGAGCAACAGCUAAACUCUGCAAGAUGUCACAGAUGCAUGGGCCAAGGGAUCUCACUGUGUGCUGAACGUGUUAUCUUCAGAAGCAAGAAAGGAAUGUUGGAGAGGAGAAAGGCUGUUUUUUAUUAUUGUAGGGUAAACCUGACAAUUCUGACCUUGGCGAAUUGUCAGCUUGUUUGGGGGAUGGGUGGGUGGGUCUGGGGUGUACUUUUUAUAAGUAAUAUUUAAUUUAUUAUUUAGAGUGGCUUCUUUUUGGAUAAUUUAUGAUAAAAAGGGAGAUCUGGUCGGAAAUCUAGAUAUGGCUAUUAAAGCUGCAGUGUUCCAUAUCUCAGAGGGACCACUUUGGAAAUGAAUUUGUCCAUUGCUGAGUAUGAGGAUGCGUCCAGGCAAAGCCUCCACUGAAGCAACAUCAUUACCACCUUCUCCCUUUCCAGGGUCAUUCAAACAAGAUAACACCAAAUCUAAAAUAUUCUGCUAGCAUUUUGCAGAUCAAUGCUACUCAUUCUCUCAAAGGGCUUUGCAAUUCAAAUUGUUAUUGUGCUAGUGGUAGGUUUAUUUGGUAGAAAUGGGUAUACUACAGCUUUAACUAGCCUUAGUGGAAAAAGAAAUUUUUUGUUGCUACAAAACACCUUAAAAAAAAAAAGGUAUUUUGAGCCUACAAAGAGUUUCUUUAAAAUUGUCAAGACUCUAGCAUUGUUAACCAAAUUAGACUAGUGAUUGCAAUAUUUAAGUGUAAAUCUUGUUCUAUGAGAAAGGAUACUUGCUUACAGUUUCAAACAAUGACUGUUUCUACACACGAUCUUGUAUACUACCACACGAGGAAAAAAGGGUUUUUUGUAAUCACAGUAGAACAGUCUCAUAUUCAUUUUUUAUAGAAAUGUUAUUCCAAUGGUGCAUUUUUUUGUUUAAUAAAUAAAGUUUUGAUACAAAA